ACAGGUACCGAGCCAUGUUUGAUGUACUGGAGAUGCCAGUGGACUGGCCAGUGGAGGUCAACUACCAUGAGGCAAAGGCUUUCUGCAAGUGGAAGGGAUCGUCCUAUCGUCUGCCCACUGAGGCUGAGCACCAUCGCAUCAGGGGUGACCCGCCACCCAGCAGUAGUGAUGUGAGCUGUGACCCAGUCUUCAGACCAGAUUUCAAGGCCAACAUCAACCUCCGAUAUGGCUCCUCUUCUCCGGUGAACAUGUUCCCAGCCAACUCUAUGGGGUUCUAUGACGUGUAUGGCAAUGUAUGGGAGUGGCUGGAGGACCAAUUCAAUGGUCUGCCUGGAUUCAAGACACACUAUCUCUACGAUGACUUCUCCUCCCCCUGCUUCGAUGGGAGGCACACCAUGAUGACAAGCUAAUCUCAUCCCAAGCAACUCACUGCCCUGCAUACCACCUUAACAUCCCGAGCAACUCCUGCAAUUAUACCUCUCUAUUAGCUCUCACUGUAGCCUAGUCCAAAGCAUUGUAGAAUUGACUAUAUAGCUCUAAUCAUCCUCGGAGAGAAGACUCUAUUACGGUGAGCCUUUACCCACACACCAACACAGUUUUCUAGUAUGUGUGAUACAUACACACACUCUCUGUGCUAUGUGCUAUUACAAUUUUCAAGCUCCACGUGCCUGGUAAAUAUCUAAAUGCUAAAGAAAGCGCAACGUUGAGCAUACCAAACCACUUGUCCCCCUUGCCACUAGGGGCCAUAACAGGUCUCUAUAGUAUAGUUUAUUCACCGCUGUGUGUGUGUGUGUGUGUGUGUGUGUGUGUGUGUGUGGCUGAAGGGGGGUUCGUGGGUGAGUACUGGAGAUGAGGCCUCGCGAUUCGCCCGCUUCUCCUUCCGGAGACACUUCUUCCAGCACCUUGGGUUCAGGGUGGCUCGCUCCACCUCCCCAGCCCCUCCCCCAGUGAGGCUCUGCACCACCGAGGUCUUCGGAAUCGGAACUGGAGUUACCAGUAAUGCAGUGAGCUUGCCCGGUGUGAAUGGUGAGGAGGUCAGCGUGCCGUCCACCAACCGCCAUUUUGACUAUGAGACUGUGGAAAAACUUGAGGAGGCUCUGGAGCUGCAGUAUGGACAGAUGGAGAGGUAUUCAGUUCCACUAGUGGAGGUGGUGGAAGAUGCAGUUGUGAAGUUCAAAGUCUCCACCAACUCUGUCAUCAACUUUGGCUGUGCCACUGGGCUCACUUCCUUCCUCCUCUCUGCCAACUUUGAGAAGGUGGUGGGAAUAGAUUUCUGUGGGAGGUUCCUCGACACUGCUAUGAAGAUCCAGAAAGGGAAGGUGGUGGAGUAUGGAUCUCGGCAAGUAGCCAAACUACCCUCACAGUCCCAACCUUCACGAGUACAAUUCAAGCAGUUGACGUGGGUUCCGAAUGAGCUGGAGGGAUUUGACGUGGUGGUGUUUGAGAGUGUGGAGAGACUGAGUGAGCCUCGAGGGUGCCUGUACAAGCUGUGGGAGGUGGUGCUCCCUGGAGGACUCCUGGUCUUCUCUUCCUCUCACUCCUCAUGGAACCCAUCUCACACCCUCUCCUUCAUUGGACAAUGGUUUGACCUGAAGGAGACUACUGUGAUUGGUGGAAGACAAGUAUCAAUCUGGAAGAUGAAGUGAUGGAUUAGCGUGUUUUUUUCAAAACUUUUUUACAACAUGAAUUUUUAUCUUUUGUAAUGGUGAUGAUGAUUAAUUAUUAGCAAGAGUGGACACUACUGUUACAUGAACUGUGUUAGCAAUAGAUUGCGCAUGCGCGAUAUUUCAGCCACGCCCAUCCUUUGGUGAGCGAGCAGAGGUCUCUGAUGCGAGCAGCUCUGGAGCCUUCGAUGGAGGAGCGACGGCUAGCAACUCCGUGUUGUGACCUCAGCAAGUGCAGUAAGAGGGAGAUCGAGAGAGACUUCCUCAAUGCCUUCCUGCUGGACGACGAGCUGUUCUCUUCAAUCAGAGAUGAGAAGUACCUGUACAAGUGUCCUGAUCGUCUGAGACUCCCACUCAUCUUCUACCUGGCUCACCCUGCCACACUCUAUGUCAACAAACUACUGCUGGCCUCACUCAUAUCGAAACGGGUGAAUAGAAAGUUUGAAACACUGUUUGAGACCGGAGUGAACGAACUUUCAUGGGACGACACUGAGAACUACCGAAUGGGAGGGAGCCUUCCAGUGGCCAGGACUGAAGCAGGUGAUGGAGUAUCGUGAGACUGUGAGAGAGUUGGUGUGUGAUGUCAUCUCAUCGUCUCCCCUCUCCCUCCCUGUCUCCAUGGACAACCCCUGGUGGUCACUUUUCAUGGGGAUCGACCACGAAAGGUAAGUCUGUAACACCUAUGGUAUGGACAUGUAUAGAGAUCUAUAAUCUGUUGUCUAAGAAUGCACCAAGAGACAACUGCAGUACUCAUCCACCAGCUGCCACUGGAGAUGGUUCAGAAACCAGAGAAAUGGUCCUACGCUCCUGCUGCCAUGGGUAACACACAGUCAGGUCUCUGGUUACCCUGGCACUCAAUAUGUUGUGUGGUAGACUCCAGUGCAGGUGAGAAUGUGCUGGUGAAGGUUCCCGGUGGUCGAGUGACUGUUGGAAAACCUCGUGACUUCCCCUCCUAUGGCUGGGACUCUGACUAUGGGCAGAUGGAAAUUGACGUUCCAGAGUUUGAGGCCAGUCAGUAUCUGGUGACUAACGGAGAGUUUCUGGAGUUUGUUGAGAGUGGAGGCUACCAGAACAAAGACCUCUGGACCCUGGAAGGUUGGAAGUGGGUGGAGUUUCGCUGUGCCCGUCACCCGACCUUCUGGGUGUGCAGUGAGGGAUGUAAGAGUAGCUGCGGUGCAGACCUGAGCACCUACUCCCACUGUAACCUCCAGCCUCCUCCUCCUCUCAAUGGAACCACUCACAGCAACACCUGCUACAAGUACCGAGCCAUGUUUGAUGUAACGGAGAUGCCGGUGGACUGGCCAGUGGAGGUCAACUACCAUGAGGCAAAGGCUUUCUGCAAGUGGAAGGGACCGUCCUAUCGUCUGCCCACUGAGGCUGAGCACCAUAACAUCAGGGAUGACCCGCCAUUGUGUAAGGACGUGGAGUGUGACCCUGCAUUUAGAGCUAAUCACCGGGCUAACAUCAACCUCAGAUACUGCUCCUCCUCUCCGGUGAACAUGUUCCCAGCCAACUCUAUGGGGAUUCUAUGACGUGUAUGGCAAUGUAUGGGAGUGGGUGGAGGACCAGUACAACGGGCUCCCUGGCUUCAAGACACACUAUCUCUACGAAGACUACUCUGCCACAUACUGCGACAAGAAACACAAUCUCAUACUGGGUGGUUCCUGGGCCUCAACUGGUAGCUUCACCUCGAGGUUCUGCAGGAACUUCUUCCGGAGACACUUUUUCCAGCAUUGUGGGUUCAGACUGACUCGCUCCUCCUCCCCUCCCCCUGUUCGCCUCUGCCGGGCCGAGGUCUUUGUAUUUGGGGAGGGCAUCACCGAGAGUGAAGUAAGCCUGCCUGGGGUUGAUGAGAGGAGGAUAGCAACUGUUGAAACUGCCAACAAACAGUACCAGUAUGAGACAAGGGCAAUGUUGGAGAAAACACUACAGGAACAAUAUGGCGAGAUGGAGAGGUAUUCAGUUCCACUAGUGGAGGUAGUGGAAGAGGCAGUUGCGAAGUUCAACGUCUCCACCAACUCUGUCAUCAACUUUGGCUGUGCCACUGGGCUCACUUCCUUCCUCCUCUCUGCCAACUUUGAGAAGGUGGUGGGAAUAGAUUUCUGUGGGAGGUUCCUCGACACUGCUAUGAAGAUCCAGAAAGGGAAGGUGGUGGAGUAUGGAUCUCGGCAAGUAGCCAAACUACCCUCACAGUCCCAACCUUCACGAGUACAAUUUCAACAGUUGACGUGGGUUCCGAAUGAGCUGGAGGGAUUUGACGUGGUGGUGUUUGAGAGUGUGGAGAGACUGAGUGAGCCUCGAGGGUGGCUGUACAAGCUGUGGGAGGUGGUGCUCCCUGGAGGACUCCUGGUCUUCUCUUCCUCUCACUCCUCAUGGAACCCAUCUCACACCCUCUCCUUCGUUGGACAAUGGUUUUCUUUGAAGAAGACAACAACAAUAAACGGAAGAUCAGUGUCAGUCUGGAAGUUAAAAGAAGUAAAGUGUGAAUGA
Geodia barretti is the source of this 4154-nucleotide messenger RNA. The record is from the annotation of a GenBank genome assembly. NCBI's taxonomy places the organism in Eukaryota, Metazoa, Porifera, Demospongiae, Tetractinellida, Geodiidae.